CCAUGCAACCACACAACCACAGAACAGUUCUGCGCAUGUAGUUCACGUCGCACCAUAGACGUAUUGCUAUUGCUUAAUUUAGUCUAACAUUCCCAUGAGCCUCGUGAAUAAUUCGAUUGCUCAUGUCUGUAUGCCCGCGGACUGAUCCAGGAUCUGUUUUUCAACACUGUCUAGGGUCGACUACUAUGUUUUGAAAAGCUUUAGCUGAUCUGAAGCCCGCGCAAGAAUGAAGUUACACCGAUGAGCUGGAGCAACCAGGAAAUAGACUGCCAUCUGUUUGGGAAAUGUGCAAAUAUUUUGGCACUGCUAACUAUAUAGGCUACACAAGUAUUCAGGUUAAAUUAUUUGUCAAAUUAUUAGUAGGCCUACAUCAUGUCCUCCGAGGCGGUGUUAACUGUUCGUCUAGUGAGAUCAUUUGAGCAUCGCAACUUCAAACCUGUGGUCUUCCGAAACGUAAAUCUACACCAGACAGUAGAGGAAUUCAUUGCAUUUGUUAAAAACGAUAUCUCUACAAGAGCAGGAUUACCUCCCCCCUUCAAGAAAUUCGAAUAUGACACAAUGAAGAUUAUUCACCAGGCACAUGGAGCAAAGACCAAUGAAUUAGUGAUGAGCUUGGAAGACGACGACAAGCUUCUGUUGAAAGAGGGCAUCAGCCUACUAGUUGCAGGAGUUGCCAAUGAAACUGAAUUGGGUUUCUUCCGGAAAGAAGAUUAUGAAAACUUCAAGACAAAUCCUAAAACAGUCUGGUGACACACAAAAGCUUCACUGGAGAGUGAGAAAUAGCAUAUGUGAUGCAAACACAGAAGAAAAUGACAAAGCAGUGACUUGGGUUCUCCAAAAUAUGGAGAUGGUAACACAGAAAAGGACUCCCAGUUCAACAAAUUUUAUUUUAAGGACAGCUGCCAACGUACUUCAGUUUUAAUGAUCUGUUCCACUCCCCUUGGGGAGGAGCUAUGUUAAAACAUGAUUUUUAAAAUAAAAUAAAUGUCUUCAAGAAUUCAGAUUUGCAUGUGUACAUUUUCACUUUACAAACAAACCCUUUGAGUUCAAGGAACAAAACAGUUAAGAAAGCAUUGCCUUUAUUGCUUGAUAGGAAUAUUCAAAUACACUUGUAGAAAUAGGUUUCCAGUGUUUGAGAUGACAAAUGAGGUGAAAUGGCAGUCAGUGUUUGAGAUAUGACAAAUGAUGUAAAAUGGCAGUCUGUGUUUUUCAUUUAAUCUUUAAAACAAAUAAAGAAUUUAAGGAAAUGCUGA
Molecule: messenger RNA, 1253 nt
Organism: Anguilla anguilla (European eel)
Lineage: Eukaryota; Metazoa; Chordata; Actinopteri; Anguilliformes; Anguillidae
Gene: c15h2orf76
Product: chromosome 15 C2orf76 homolog
Exons: 6
Coding region: 373-750 (125 amino acids)
Source: RefSeq, a predicted model, not a curated record